UAUUUUUGAAGCUCUACGUUACAUACUCUACGUAUUAUACGCUUGAAAAUAAUAAUUGUCAAAGUACAAUAAUUUAAUACUACAUAGCAAAACAAGAAAAAUUGUAUAUAUUGUACUAAGAAAAAGUUUCCUACUGUAAAGCACCAUAAUAAGGAAACGAACGUUAAAUUUGCUUCACCCAAGUGUAUUGUCAUAUGCAAACCGAUUUGAAUAUCGAUUAAUUAAGCGUUGCAACACUGAAGCGGUAACAACAACGCGCGCGGAACCGGCGAUUUCUGCAUUAAUACGUUUCGCGAACUCCUAGCUUUGAUUUGUUUAUAUUAAAUUAAAAUAAACAAGUAAAGUGGUGUUGUUAAAAGACCGCAACAAUGACCGGCGCGGCUAUAACUACCUGCAAACUGCUGUUAUUUGGCCGUUGCGUGCGCGCCGUAUUGCUCAGCGUGGGCGUACAAUUUUUGUUGCUAACCGUUUUUUUGCUGUUAGUUAAUUUUCAAUUGUUGCAUCCACUGAAUUGGAUAAUGGGCUCGCUACGCUUAGUGUGCAGCUUCUACACAUGGUUUGCCUGCAUCCCACUCCUAGGUGCCAUCGUGUUCUAUGGAAUGGCACUCUCCCAUCAGCAUCUUGCCGAACGCCGCUAUUGCCCUACCCGAUAUCGGUGGCUGCUGCACAAUGGUCCGCGAAAGCUAUUGUUUCUGCUUGCUCAUGCGGUCGUGGGCUACCUAACCGCAUGGCUGUACACGGGAUACCUACAUUCGGACUACCGUCAUUUUAUCUACAAGUCGUAUGGCCAGGACUUUGUGAACUCCUAUCACAUCUUUCUGCUGGGCAUGGGACUUUGCGCUGGCGGCUAUUACUUUGCUAGCGAGUACAUACAAGAAGAAAUUUCCAUUGAUUUCGACUUUGCCGAACAGUCGCGCCCAGAGAAACUACGCGAGCUGCUCUAUGCUACGUUGCUGAAGGCGCCAAUAAGUUCCGUGAUGCCGACGAUAUGCUACACGCUUGUAUUUUGGCUGUUUGGUUCAUUUUUAAGGCAUCGACUAAGUAUUUUACUCCACGUGGACACAGACGAUAGGCUACUUGGAAUCAUAGAUGUAAUCAGCAAUGGACGAUUGUUAUUCUAUGCCUGGUUGCUGGGCGCUCAGAUAGUUAGCAAUAUGCAUUUAAUGCGAUGCUUUUAUGCCACAAUGCUAUCGGAGCGUUUACCAAUGGUGGUUGGACGCAAUCGUGCUUCCGUUCCCAGUGAGCAGGAGCUCACCAUUGUGGCCGGUCUGGGUGUCUUCAAUGUUCAUGUGGUACAGUGUCUGGCUGCUAAUUUCUUGUUUCAAGAAGCCCAACGCAACACUUCAUCAGUACGCACAGAGAUCUUUCAGCUUACUGAGCCGGGUAAUCAUCCAGCUAAUUGGCGCGCGCUCUGCGACCAAUGUGUAAGCAUCGUGGGCGGCUUUACCGAUGAGCUUAACGAUUCAAUGAGACAGAUCCCCUUAGAUCAACCUAUUCACAGCGAUGCCAGCACCGCGCUUCUAGCAGAGAAGAUGCUGCUACGACAAUACAAUCAAUUGCAUGGCAUUCGGCCAGUUGUUUCACCAACUUAUAUGGAUGCUCCCAACAGGGAGUGGGAUGCAAAAGGCACGGAUAGUAUACGCCAUGUUCCCAAUUGGUGUGAGCGCACAUCAUCUAAAUUGGAAAAAUCGAUGCAGCAACUGUUGCACCGUAUUCCUGGCAUCGUUUACUUCUUCUAUGAACCGGAGGGCGCCAAAACGGAAUUUCUCAUAGAGAACGCGCUGCCUGUAAUCUGGUUGACGCAGGCGCUGGCCCAUAUAUGCGUCGCUUCUAUUAAAGAGGACAGUUAUGGCGUCGUGCAGGAUGAUUUACCGACAAUCAUCAAGGCGUUACAUCGUCUCAAAUGUGAUUUGGACAGAUUGGCCAAUGGCAUGCCCAACUUACGUACUAACAGCAACAAUUUCAAUCAUUUGCGCUAUGCAGUCCGUCGCAGUCUCUACAACAUUUGCACAUCGUUCUACAAAUAUCUUGGUGACUUAUCGUCAACGGGCGAAGAGCUGCGACAGCUGCAGACGUUCGUAUAUCAGGGAUAGGAGUCAUACACACUUUGU
Drosophila hydei is the source of this 2111-nucleotide messenger RNA. RefSeq names its product nucleoporin Ndc1 (gene Ndc1). Lineage: Eukaryota; Metazoa; Arthropoda; Insecta; Diptera; Drosophilidae. The record is from RefSeq and is a predicted model, not a curated record. Gene Ontology annotation, molecular function: protein-macromolecule adaptor activity. Gene Ontology annotation, biological process: nuclear pore organization. The transcript is spliced from 2 exons. Gene Ontology annotation, cellular component: nuclear pore transmembrane ring. The coding region runs from base 369 to 2093 and encodes 574 amino acids.